AUGUUUAUUAAAAAUCCAGAAAAUCAAAAUAUUAUUGAUGGAAAAGCAGUGACUAGUCUUUCUAUAAGUGGUAAACCUGUAACAAAAAAUACUAUAUAUGCACAAAUGGCUUUAUUUUCAGGAUUGGGAUUAACAGAAAAAGAUUAUGAGAAUAAAAUAAAUACUAUAGAAGCUAAAUUAGAAGAUCUAUGUCCAUAUUAUAGUAGAAUCGAUAUAAUCUAUAGUAAAAAGCAAAAUGUUCAACCAACUUAUCUAGAAAACUUUAAAAAUAAUGAUAAUUCUAAUAAUACUCAAGUUCAAAAAAAUAAUUUAUCUAAUUAUAAUAGUAGCAAUAAUAUAAAUAAAGAAAAAGAGUUAGAAAAUAACAAUAAUUCUAAUAAUAUUCAAGAUCAAAGAAAUAAUUUAUUUAAUUUUAAUAAUAAUGAUAAUAUAGAUAAUGAGAGUGAAUUAGAAAAUAAUGAAUUUACUUUGGAUGAUGAUAAUGAUGAUUUAUUUAUAUCAAAUCAUAAAUAA
This is a messenger RNA of Dentiscutata erythropus, 513 nucleotides long. The record is from the annotation of a GenBank genome assembly. Lineage: Eukaryota; Fungi; Glomeromycota; Glomeromycetes; Diversisporales; Gigasporaceae.